Microtus ochrogaster (prairie vole) is the source of this 8036-nucleotide messenger RNA. It is a transcript of the gene Plekha6, whose product is annotated as pleckstrin homology domain containing A6. Lineage: Eukaryota; Metazoa; Chordata; Mammalia; Rodentia; Cricetidae. The record is from RefSeq and is a predicted model, not a curated record. Gene Ontology annotation, molecular function: protein binding.
CCUGCGGGCUCCGGGGGAGCCUCUCCCCGCCGCGCCGGCUGGCGGGAACGGACGGAGGCCGGCGCUGCCCGUUAGCAGCCGCGGCAGCAGGAGCCUCCUAAUUACUCACCACGCUAAUUGCCCAGCACUGAACUUCAGGAGCCGGUCCGAAGCGGAGCUCCGGGGCGCAGAGGAGGCAGGAGGUGUCUGGGGCCGGGCCCCGCCAGGGUUAAGUGCCCGCCCGUCCCCGGCUGGCGGCCAGCUCGCCUUCCGCGGGAGGCCGGAGUCACCGCGCCGGGACCGGGAGGUGCGCCCGGACCACACCGGACCCCCUCCCCCAUCGCCGCCUCUAGGAGGCGCAGAAAGUGGGGGCGCCAGCCUGGCGCGGGGGGCGGGCGCGGAGAGCCAGAAGGGCUGCGGGGACUCGAGAUGGCCGAUGAGAUCGACUGGCUGGACCUGCCAGGCCGAUGGACCUACGGAGUGGACCGCGGCGGGAGAAUCUUUUUCAUCAAUGAUGAGGAGAAGUCAACCAGCUGGGUGCACCCCGGUACGCAUUCACCCAUCCAGAGUGGCUACUGCUCCAGCCCCGGUUUGCCUAAAGGCUGGGAGAUGGAUUCAACCCCGGAAGGAGCUGUAUACUUCAUCAACCACAAUGAAAGACGCAACACAUUUCGACACCCAGUGACUGGCCAGGUCCCAGAGGAGAACAAAAAGUUUGACUUGAAAACAUCGGCCUUGGACAUGGCCAACAAAACAGGUGGGAAACGUUCUGCUACCCUCAACAGUGACAUCUCCAACCACAACAUGGUGUCAGAGGUCCCUCCAGAGCGGCCCAACAUCCGGGCGACUCGAACUUCCCGCAAAGCCAUUGCCUUUGGUAAGCGCUCACACUCCAUGAAGCGGAACCCCAAUGCGCCUGUCACCAAGGCCGGCUGGCUCUUCAAACAGGCCAGCUCCGGGGUGAAGCAGUGGAACAAGCGUUGGUUUGUCCUGGUCGAUCGCUGCCUCUUUUACUACAAAGAUGAGAAGGAGGAGAGCAUCCUGGGCAGCAUCCCCCUGUUGAGCUUCCGGGUUGCAGCCGUGCAGCCCUCGGACAACAUCAGCCGGAAGCACACAUUUAAGGUGACUGUUUACCGGGUAGACGAGGCUGGGGCCGGUUCCACGCACUGCCUCUCCCCACAGGCUGAGCACGCUGGAGUCCGCACCUACUUCUUCAGUGCAGAGAGCCCUGAGGAGCAAGAGGCCUGGAUCCAGGCCAUGGGCGAGGCUGCUCGGGUACAGAUCCCUCCAGCCCAGAAAUCAGUGCCUCAGCCUGUGCGGCACAGCCACGAGAAGCCAGACUCGGAGAACAUCCCACCCAGCAAAGCUCAUCAGCAGCCCCCUCUCAACAGUCUCCCCAAGCCAGAGCCUGAGGCCAAGACUCGAGGGGAGGGGGACGGCAGAGGCUGCGAGAAGGCCGAGCGAAGGCCCGAGAGGCCUGAAGUCAAGAAAGAGCCUCUAGUGAAAGCCAAUGGCCUCCCAUCUGGACCUGAACCAGCCUCGGAGCCUGGCAGUCCUUACCCUGAUGGCCCAAGGGUCCCUGGAGGUGGAGAGCCGCCCUCCCAGCCCAAUGGCUGGCAGUAUAACUCCCCAAGCCGACCAGGGAGCACGGCUUUCCCCCCUCAUGAUGGGGACACUGGGGGAAACCGGCGGAGCUUUCCACCACGCACUGACCCCGACAAAAUUGCCCAACGCAAAAGCUCUAUGAAUCAGCUUCAGCAGUGGGUGAACCUGCGCCGUGGGGUACCCCCACCCGAAGACCUUCGGAGUCCUUCAAGGUUCUACCCUGUGUCCCGCCGGGUCCCCGAGUAUUACAGCCCCUACUCCUCCCAGUACCCUGAAGAUUACCAAUACUACCCACCCGGAGUGCGACCAGACAGCAUCUGCUCCAUGCCAGCCUACGACAGGAUCAGCCCGCCCUGGGCCCUGGAGGACAAGCGCCACUCCUUCCGAAACGGGAGUGGACCCACUUACCAGCUUCGUGAAUGGAAGGAGCCUGCUAGCUACGGGCGUCAGGAUGGCACUGUUUGGAUCCCCAGCCCCUCCCGGCAGCCAGUCUAUUAUGAUGAGCUGGAUGCUGCCUCCGGCUCCCUGCGACGCCUGUCCUUGCAGCCCCGUUCCCACUCUGUGCCCCGCUCACCCAGCCAGGGCUCGUACAGUCAUGCCCGAAUCUACUCCCCCGUGCGCUCACCUAGUGCCCGUUUUGAUCGGCUGCCACCUCGCAGCGAGGACAUCUAUGCAGACCCUGCUGCCUAUGUCAUGAGGCGUUCCAUCAGCUCCCCAAAGUAUGAUUACCUGGGAGACAGGCGGCCAGUCCCUGCAGGACUGUUCCCCUACAACUACCCACCAUCCCCCACGGUCCACGAUAAGAUGGAUGAACUGUUAGAUCUUCAGUUGCAAAGAAACCUAGAGUAUUUGGACCAGCAGCAUGGCAGAAAGGAAGCUGUGUUUGGGGUGUUGUCUCAAGAGAUGAGUGAGAGUGAGACUCUCAUCAGUAUGGUGAACCGCAUGGUGGAGAGCUCCUCCCCCAGGGCCCAGCUCUUCAUGCAAGUCCCUGCAUACCCAGAGGUGUUCCGGGACGGCCUCCACACCUUCAAGUUAAACGAACAAGACACGGAUAAGCUGCUGGGCAAGCUGUGUGAGCAGAACAAGGUGGUGAGGGAGCAGGACCGGCUGGUGCAGCAGUUGCGAGCGGAGAAGGAGAGCCUGGAAAGUGCCUUGAUGGGGACCCACCAGGAGCUGGAGAUGUUUGGAAGCCAGCCUGCCUACCCAGAGAAGCUGCUGCACAAAAAGGAGUCUCUCCAAAACCAGCUCAUCAACAUCCGAGUGGAACUGUCACAGGCCACUACGGCACUGACCAACAGCACAGUGGUGUAUGAGAACCUCGAGUCUGAGGUCUCUGCCCUGCACGACGACCUCUGGGAACAGCUCAACUUGGACAUCCAGAACGAGGUGCUCAAUCGGCAAAUUCAGAAGGAGAUCUGGAGGAUCCAAGACGUGAUGGAAGGGCUGAGGAAGAACAACCCGUCUCGGGGCACAGACACGGCCAAGCACAGGGGAGGACUCAGCACCUCAGCCACCUAUAGCUCCAACAGCCCAGCCAGCCCUCUCAGCUCUGCCAGCCUUACCAGUCCCCUGAGCCCCUUUUCAAUGGUGUCUGGUUCUCAGGGAUCUCCAACCAAACCAGGGUCCAGCGAGGAACCUGGCCCACCUCGGCCACCCCUUCCCAAAGCCUACGUCCCCCUGGACUCUCCUCCCACCGUCCCUCCACUCCCUAAUGAGAGCCGCUUCUGGCCAUAUCCCAACUCCCCUUCCUGGCAUCACAGUGGCGAGACUGCCAGGGGUCAGAUCAAAACAGGCUAUGAGUCAAGCAAGAAAGACCCUGACCAGACAUCACUCCUGGAUACCCCCAGAGACAUCAGCCUCGUGCCCACCAGACAAGAGCUGGAGGCAGAGAAGCAGGCAGCUCUCAACAAAGUUGGCAUUGUGCCCCCUCGCACAAAAUCUCCUGCUGAAGAAGAGAUGACGCCGUCAGGAGUAGUGAGAAGGACCACCAAUGGCCUCACCAAUGGCCUCUCCUCCCGGCAAGAGCGCCCCAAGAGUGCUGUGUUCUCGGGAGAGGGCAAGGUGAAGAUGAGUGUGGAGGAGCAGAUGGACCGGAUGAGGCGGCAUCAAAGCGGCUCAAUGAAGGAAAAGCGGAGGAGCCUGCAGCUCCCAGCCAGUCCUGCCCCUGAACCUAGCACCCGGCCUGCCUACAAAGUGGUGCGGCGUCACCGCAGUAUACAUGAAGUGGACAUCUCCAACCUGGAGGCCGCCCUGAGGGCCGAGGAACCUGGUGGCCAGGCCUAUGAGACGCCACGGGAGGAGAUCGCCCGGCUUCGCAAAAUGGAGCUGGAGCCCCAGCACUACGACGUGGACAUCAGUAAGGAGCUCUCCACUCCAGACAAAGUCCUCAUUCCUGAACGGUACAUUGACCUGGAACCAGACACUCCCUUGAGCCCGGAGGAGUUGAAGGAGAAGCAGAAGAAAGUGGAGAGGAUCAAGACACUCAUUGCCAAAUCCAGUAUGCAGAACGUGGUGCCCAUCGGCGAGGGGGACUCUGUGGACAUGCCCCAGGACUCAGAGAGCCAGCUGCAGGAGCAGGAGAAGCGGAUUGAAAUCUCCUGUGCCCUGGCGACCGAGGCCUCCCGCAGGGGCCGCAUGCUGUCUGUGCAAUGUGCCACCCCAAGCCCUCCCACCUCCCCUGCUUCCCCGACUCCACCAAUCAACCCCCUACCGUCUGAACGCCCACGGGGCGCCGACAGCAGCCAUACCAUGCGGGUCUGAGCUCUGACUGCAAGCCCUGGCUGAGGCCAAUGCUGUGAUGCUCCACAGAGCCACCUUCUGAUAGCACACCUGGGACUCCGGCUCCUCAUCCUGGCCCCCUGCCCUUGCACCCACGGCACCCACGGUGGGAAUGCCUUGGGGAGCCAGGCUGGGAUCCAGGCCUCUUCGGAAAGAAGCAUGGAUGCCUUCACAUCUGCUGCCCUCGCCCUGAAGCCUGCACUGUCAUGCCGUGGAUGGCAAGGCCAAGGUGUCAUCCUCUCUGAUGCCCCGGUCACAGAGAGCUCAAGUGCAGUUCUGGAUGGCAUUGUGUGGCCCUCCCACACCGUCCCCGAUGGAGUUCGUGUCCUGGUGGAGAGCAUGCCCUCAGCUAUGGGUGAGGAGACAGGACAGACUGUAUCCCUUGGAGCUCACAGCACAGUGAGAGACAGACUCCUGCCAUCGUCUUCCUCCCCUUCAGUCCCAGCUGCCUCAGCGAGGCCCAAGGCUUUGACACAGCGAUGCUGAUGAGUUCCCUGGAGACCAGCCGCCCUGCUUGAGCCAAAGAGAAGAUGAGGAGUGCUAGGGGGAGGCCCCGGGCUCCUGGAGGGGUCGGGUGUGGUAUGGAUAGACAGCAGGUCUAUGCAGUGUCUGAGGGCAGGUUGGAAGCAGGAGCAGACGGAAGAAGAGAGAGGCUUGGAGACUGAAGGAAGGGAAAGUCAGCCGCUUUCCACAGGCAACGAGGAUGUAAGGAAGGAGGGAAAUGGAAGGCAUAGUAGGAAUGGCUUCCCUAGAGUGGAGCCUCCGGCUGGUGCCAAGUCGAGGGCCUGACUGUCACCCCUGUCCCUUCACAUCUUCCUCAGAAGCACAUGGCCGCAGGAGGACUCGCUAGGCACACAGCAGCCUCAGCUGAGGUGCUUGGUAGCAAGGUGUGGAGGAAGGGGAUGUUGGGUGAGACAGACAGCCUGGGAGGUGGUCCAUCUGUGUCGAGUCCUGCUGUUUGUAUCUCUCCUAGGGUCAGGGGCACAGAGGACUGUCUUACUGUCUGUCCUGACUGUCUGUCAGCCUUGGAGCCUUACCUAGCCAGUUUCUUGACCUAUUUAAACCUGGAGAGCACUGUGGGCCAGCUGAGGGUUAACCCUGGGCGGAGGGAAUGUGAGGCCAGGUUCUAGGUCCUUACUCCUCAUCUCAGGCAUCUAGAGCGGGACCAGAGGCUGGGUUUUCUCACAGCCCACCUACCCAGGGAGGACAGGUCAGGGAGAGACGGGAGCAGAGCAUAGUCUUCUUCUAUUCCACCUACUGUGAGUGAAUGUAGCCAGAGUGCAGUGAAGGAAGGCCGGCUGCAGACACCGAUCUCCAGCCCUGCUCUGCAAGACUAGCCCAGAGACUUCAGCCUGAGCAUCAGUGGUCCCAAGAAACAGCCGCAUCAUCUCCCAUCUAGCCAUUGCUGCUCCUUCAUGGGCUGGGACAGUUACUGGUUCAUAUGCAAGUAAAGAUGACAAUUCAUCCAACAAAUACUAGUCAAGCACUUUUUGUGUAUUAGGUACUGCUCUAGGUGCUUAGCAUAUUGUCUUGCUUCUGAGAGACUCUGGAUUGGGAGGAUUCCACCCGUAGUCACUUCUUUCAGGCUUCUGGAAAGUGCCCCUUGGUGACAUUCCCUGUCUACACAGUCCAAGAACCCAAAACCUGUCCUUUCUUCCUUAAAGGUGACAGUGGGAUUAGCUCCCAGGUUAGCCUCUCUCUCCAUACCCUGUUCCACAAGAAACAAAGUUUUUAGGGCUUCCCCUGUGUUUAUCUCUCCUUUUUUAAAAAAAAAAUGUGGUAUUUUUAGAAAUACACAUUAAAUCCCAAGAAAUGUCUCCACUACUCUCACCCUGUAUUUCCUUCAUAAAGCUGGCUCUUUAUGUUGCUUUACAUGCCUUAAUAUAUGUUUUAUGGAAGUGAUCAUGUCAUAGUUACCCAUGUAAUAUCUAUCUAUGUAUUUGUCUGGAUGUCAAUCCUGUAUCAGCUCCCGCCAGAUUCGUUUUCUGUCUGUGCCAUUCUUAGCAUGUAGAAACCAUGCCCCUUGCCUUUUUGAUCCAAAGAAGGGGAGAGGAAAGACUUAUUUUAAAGUAGACCUAUUUUAUGCUUGUGUUUAAAAGCAUAUCUGUUUCCAGUAUGCGCAAUGUCUGGGAGGGAUUGGUGAUCUGUUGUCCCUAGUCUGGGUCCCUGUCCCUCCCUCUGCCCCAGUGGCUUCCUUCCCAUCACCUAGUCAUUGUAAAGGACUGGUCCCCAGGCUCCUCCCGACUGCAUCCUGCAGGAGCAGGACAUUCCUUUGAAAGUCCGGGUCGAAGAAUUUGACUUCACUGUCGACUUUGGAAGGCAGUCUAAGGGCUGUCAGGCGUGUGAAUCUCCUGAAGGAAGUAUUUACAACUGCAGUCAUGCAGUCCUCACACGGGCCCCUGAACCACCUACCCCCUCAUCCCUCUGUGAGGAAAGGCCAGCAGGUUGCUGGCAGCAUAUGCUAGCUAGUUUGAAGGAAGUCGGUCUGCUCCCUGAAAGACCCAAGACCCAAGGUGAAGCCCGGAGAAAGUGCUUGGGAUCCUCUGUGUUCUUCGGUGAAGGCUGUGGCUCCCAGGCCUCUCAUAGCUUUCUCUCGAGCCCACUCUGCAUCAUGCCCAGCUCCCUCUAGGCCUUUUCUUUCUGGGAGUCUUUAUGUCACAUUGGUCUGGCAUCCAGACUUGAAGCCUCAUUCUUGACGGAGGAGGGCCCCACAAUGUCACAUCAAGAAGAAGCCCAUAGUGCGGUGGCAAAACUGUGGGCUGGAGUUCAGGCCUGUGCUAGCUCAGCCUUCCAAACUCGCUUCCUGACAGGUGAAGUGAGCAAGGAGGUUCUAGCCUUUCAAGGAUUGGGGCAUGAUGGAAUCUUCACCCCAGGUCUGAACUGAUGUGUCUGGGAAUUUUACAGCACUUCCGGCCAGCCUUUGAUACCUGACCUCCAACUCUGGCAUUUGUUGGCCCUCCUCCCAGCCUCAAGCCUCUUGCUAUGAAUGAAUGGGGCCCAGAUAUAAGCCCAGGGUAAGCACCCCUCCUGGGGAACGUCCUGGGUACCCGCAUAGGGCCUUCCUAAUGAACGCAUUACCUCCUCCACCAAAAACCAAGAGGCCACGAUCAAAUACUGCUACUGUCACUUUAAAGACUUCUGAGGGAGCCAGCUUGCAAGUGGCAAGUGUGCUCUCCUGCCUUUAUGAAAGGCAUGUUCUUGGGGGCAGGGCUACUUCUGCAAGAUGGAACCCCUUCCUUCCCUCUUACGCACCCUCCUCCUGGCAGCUCUUAAAACUAAGGAAAAAUACUAUAUAUAUAUAUAAAUAUAUAUAUACAUAUCUAUUUAUGCAUAUAUUUGGGGCCAAUUUGAUUUGCUAGUGUUAGACAAUAAACCAUACGAGGAAAUUUAUUAUCCCAGUGUCUUUAUUUAGUAUGAAAGUGACCUUAGACAAGGAGUUAAGGUUAGAUGAGCAGCGUCUCUGUUGGACCACAGGGCUGUAGCAUCCCUUGAGCAUCUAGCUAGCCGAUCAUCCUCCGCUGGAGGAGGGGCGCCUGGAUGAGGUAGGUGAGAGCUUGCUCCCUCCUCUCAGUGGCAGUCUUACCAGGUUAGGUACUAAGGAACCCGAUGAGCUCUGCAUUUGUAUCCUGCAAGUUUGUAUAAACCAAUGCUGGAAAUAAAACGAAUGGUUUGUA